ACACUAUCAUUUUGUGCAAGUCAUCUGAUUGAACUGGUCUUCCAUUCAGAUACCAUGACACAUCAGGAGCUGGCAGUCCGCUGACCUGAAAAGGAAGACACAAGAAGGAGAUGACAGAAUUUUAAAUUAUAUCAUCACUGUGAAUUUGAACUGUGGUUAUUGCCUGGACAUGGCAUUCAAAUGUGACAGACUGACCACUGGUUGUAGAGAUGUCUUGAAGGUGCUGAAGAAGAAACAUAGAAUUCACAGAAUGGAAGAAACUCUUUCACCAUAUGCAAUGAUUUAGGAUGCCUACUGUGGUUGAUGGAAAUUUGAUCUCAUUGCACAAGUUUUCUGUAUAAGUGAGGAAGAGAAGAUUUAUAAGUUGCCCACAUACCCGACUCUACUACAGGCUGAAACUAGAAGGGGAAGAUCUAUUUAACAGCACACUGUAUUUGCAACCUCUCUUGUACUACUUCUUCUCCCAAGAUUGUUGAGCUCAUGGAGGCCAGGGACUUUUAUCCCCAGUACCCAGCCCUUGAAUGAAUUAAGUGAAAUGAUCUCCUGUUGGUUGGCUGGGAGAACCGAGAACAGAGCUACGAUCUCCGGGUGCAUGCACAGUUCAGCGGCUACCGCCCCGGCUGGGCCUCGCACAAUGGAGGGUGAAAGCAUCAAGCCGAGUUCUCAGCCCCCGGUUCAGGCUGGGGAUGAUGAGAAGAACCAGAGGAUCAUCACUGUCAACUCUGCCCACAUGGGGAAGGCGUUCAAGGUGAUGAAUGAACUGCGGAGUAAACAGCUGUUGUGUGACGUGAUGAUUGUGGCAGAAGAUGUCGAGAUAGAAGCCCACCGUGUGGUCCUGGCAGCCUGCAGCCCCUACUUCUGUGCGAUGUUCACAGGUGACAUGUCUGAGAGUAAAGCCAAGAAGAUAGAAAUCAAGGACGUGGAUGGGAGGACGCUGAAUAAGCUGAUUGACUACAUCUAUACGGCAGAAAUCGAGGUGACUGAAGAGAACGUCCAGGUGCUGCUCCCAGCAGCCAGCUUGCUGCAGCUCAUGGAUGUUCGGCAGAACUGCUGUGACUUCCUGCAGUCUCAGUUGCAUCCCACCAAUUGCUUGGGUAUCCGCGCAUUUGCCGAUGUGCACACCUGCACUGACCUUUUGCAGCAGGCCAACGCAUAUGCAGAGCAGCACUUUCCAGAGGUGAUGCUGGGGGAAGAAUUUCUUAGCCUCAGUCUGGACCAGGUGUGCAGCUUGAUAUCCAGUGACAAGCUGACCGUUUCUUCAGAGGAGAAGGUAUUUGAAGCAGUGAUUUCAUGGAUCAAUUAUGAGAAGGAAACCCGUUUAGAGCACAUGGCAAAAUUGAUGGAACAUGUCCGUCUCCCUCUCUUACCUAGGGAUUACCUGGUCCAGACGGUUGAAGAAGAAGCUUUGAUAAAGAAUAACAACACCUGUAAGGACUUCCUCAUCGAGGCCAUGAAAUACCACCUGCUCCCUCUGGAUCAGAGGCUCUUGAUUAAGAACCCAAGGACCAAGCCCAGGACUCCAGUCAGCCUGCCCAAGGUCAUGAUUGUGGUUGGUGGCCAGGCACCCAAGGCGAUCCGCAGUGUGGAAUGCUACGAUUUUGAAGAGGACCGGUGGGACCAGAUAGCUGAGCUUCCCUCCAGGAGAUGCAGAGCAGGUGUGGUGUUCAUGGCUGGUCAUGUGUAUGCUGUGGGUGGAUUUAACGGCUCACUGCGCGUGCGGACAGUGGAUGUGUAUGAUGGUGUGAAGGACCAGUGGACGUCCAUCGCCAGCAUGCAGGAGCGCCGGAGCACUCUGGGUGCAGCCGUGCUCAAUGACCUGCUCUACGCCGUGGGGGGCUUUGAUGGAAGCACUGGCCUAGCAUCGGUGGAAGCCUAUAGCUACAAGACCAACGAGUGGUUCUUCGUGGCCCCAAUGAACACACGGCGGAGCAGCGUGGGUGUGGGUGUCGUGGAGGGGAAGCUGUAUGCUGUUGGGGGUUAUGAUGGGGCUUCCCGCCAGUGCCUGAGUACCGUGGAGCAGUACAACCCAGCAACCAAUGAAUGGACCUAUGUGGCAGACAUGAGCACCCGCCGCAGUGGCGCAGGUACGAGGAGCCUCAGGGCACAGGCUAUGUCUGAUCCACUCCCAGGGGUCGGGGUCCUCAGUGGACAGCUGUAUGCCACAGGCGGGCAUGACGGGCCCCUGGUGAGGAAAAGUGUUGAAGUUUACGAUCCUGGAACAAACACCUGGAAGCAGGUGGCGGACAUGAACAUGUGCAGGCGCAACGCAGGGGUGUGUGCAGUGAAUGGGCUCCUGUAUGUGGUUGGAGGGGAUGAUGGAUCCUGCAAUUUGGCUUCGGUGGAGUACUACAACCCUGUCACCGACAAAUGGACGCUGCUGCCAACCAACAUGAGCACGGGGCGGAGCUACGCAGGUGUUGCUGUGAUUCACAAACCCUUGUGACCCCAAUUCCCACUGCCAGGAGGUGUGGGAGGGGAGGGGUGCUGCCUGUGACUGACAACGGCAGCACCAUGAUGCUGGGGGGCCACUUGCUGCGAGAGUCUGCGGUGGAGCCUGAAGUGCCCUCCUCCCAUGUGGCGAUGUGGCAAAGUGCGUCCAGUGUGAAGGCUGGUGACCUGCCUCCUCCCUGAGCAGUGGGUUCCUGACAGCUCCAGCACCUUUGGGCUUUUUAUGUGUGUUUCUAUGGGAAUACCUGAGAACCUGAAGUGUGUGUAUAUGUGCGUGUGUGUGUAUGUGUGUAGACCAUGGUGUUUCACUAAGUUGGGGAUGUGUGACAAUCUACUGGAUUUCUUUACUACUGAUCCUUCUAUGCUAAAAAUCAAAUCACAGAAACCUCUCUUCUGGAUUUGCCCCAUGGGAACCCUGAGAUGACUAAAGCUGCUGUCUUCUGGAGGCCAGAAAUGUCCAGAAGCAACUGGUGAGAGGGGCAUUGCCCUGACCAUGCCCACAUACUGGCCUUGACUACUGGCACU
Molecule: messenger RNA, 2973 nt
Organism: Acinonyx jubatus (cheetah)
Lineage: Eukaryota; Metazoa; Chordata; Mammalia; Carnivora; Felidae
Gene: KLHL3
Product: kelch like family member 3
Exons: 19
Coding region: 536-2443 (635 amino acids)
Biological process (GO): monoatomic ion homeostasis; renal sodium ion absorption; protein K48-linked ubiquitination
Cellular component (GO): cytosol
Molecular function (GO): protein binding
Source: RefSeq, a predicted model, not a curated record